AUGAAAACACUCCUGUUUGACACAGAUACAAAGCAAGUAUCCUACGAAGGCCCCGAUGGAUUUGUAAACAUUCCUGACAAUAAAGCCUGUCUUACUCCAUCUGAAAAUGUCGUUUCAUAUCCCUUUUUGUGUGUUUUAGGUAUUAUAAAAACAUGUUCGGAGUCGAAAUACUUGUUUUUCUGCUCAGAAAGUGAGAGUUUGGGAACCUUUCACAAGGAUGAGAUUUUCACUGUUCUAAGAGUUAGCUAUCUACCACUAACAGACUCGGUUCAAGAUGAAAUGGCUGAAAAUGUUAAGAAUUUGAUUGAAAAUCUAAACUUUUAUUAUACUUUUGAAAGUGUUGAAGAACAUUUCCUAUGGAAUGGCGACAUGAUCAAGAACUUCAAGGAGCAUGUGAGCAGUGACUGUGCAGUGUCUGAGGCAGAUACGUCAUCAGCCAAAUCUCUUUCUGUUGGCGACAUUCCAUAUAAAUUCAAGAAUAUUAAAAGCCAGAACAGAGCCAUGAGAAGUCCAUUUUCAAACAGAUUUGCGCAAGCCGAACCAAAGAGUAUUGAUUUUGGUAAAAUGGUGAUCGGAAAUAUGAUUUGCGGGUAUUUCGAAUCCAGAUCAAUUAGAGAAAAUGGCAUGCUGUACUUCCUCAAAAUUCUCUCGAGGAUAUCCAUCAAGAAGAUUGGAACGAGAAUGCUUAGUAGAGGCGUUGAUGAGCUUGGAAAGGUAUCCUUUUUUGUCGAAACAAAGUUUGUAACAAAGAGUGAUAGCGAAAGAGUUGAAUUCGUUAUUCUUAGAGGUUCUGUGCCACUUUACUGGUCCCAAGACGAUCCUCUAAAGCCGCACAAGAUUAUUUUUGAUGAAAAUAAAGAAAAGAAUGGCAAAGCAUUUAAACAGCACUUGGAAAAGCUUCAAAGAGGGUAUGGGAGAAUCGUUAUUGUUGAUCUUUUGGGCCAUAGAAAAUACGAAAAAAUUCUAAGUAAACGGUACAAAGAUCUUUGUUUAGAAAACAACGUGGAUUAUGUUCAUUUUGAUCUAAAUAAAUAUGCAGAGAAUAUAGAAAAUAUUAAAACGACAUUUUAUAAACAGUUAAAUGCUUUUAUGAUUGAGCUUAGGAACAGAGAGCGUGGUAGUUCUGAUCUUAAGUAUCAAGACAUUGGAUACAAACAAGAAUCUGUGUGUGAAGACUUUGAUAUUCACACGCCUAGUUUUAUUUCAAGCGUAGAUCAAGAGAGCAUUCCCAUCAAUACGGACAAUUUUUCAUCUGAACGCUUGGAGUCCGAGAAUGGCUGGUCUGAAGAUUCUAUUCAAGAGCCUGAUUCCAGCUCAUUCUCUGUCACAAGUCCACAAUGUGAUUUUAACGAUGUUAAGGUAACGUUUCGUGUUAAUUGCAUGGACUGCUUGGAUAGAACUAAUAUUGCACAGUAUUUGAUUUUUAAUUUUUUUGAUACAUUCAAAUUCAGUGUUGCAAGAAGCAUGUGGGUCAACAACGGGAACGCAUUGAGUAAAAUGUAUACCGGCUCAGAUGCGCUGAAAAGUGAGCUACAUGCCAAAGGAAAGCUUUCUGUCCUAGGGCGAAUGAGCGAUCUUGUUAUAUCUGCAAAUAGGAUGAUAAAUAAUCGAUUUACAGACAGAGACAAGCAAAACGUAAUAGACAUGAUUUUAGGUAAGAAAUCAAGCUAA
Molecule: messenger RNA, 1671 nt
Organism: Vittaforma corneae ATCC 50505
Lineage: Eukaryota; Fungi; Microsporidia; Nosematidae
Exons: 1
Coding region: 1-1671 (556 amino acids)
Biological process (GO): phosphatidylinositol dephosphorylation
Cellular component (GO): endoplasmic reticulum
Molecular function (GO): phosphatidylinositol-4-phosphate phosphatase activity
Source: RefSeq, a predicted model, not a curated record